Molecule: messenger RNA, 1517 nt
Organism: Pristis pectinata (smalltooth sawfish)
Lineage: Eukaryota; Metazoa; Chordata; Chondrichthyes; Rhinopristiformes; Pristidae
Gene: anapc11
Product: APC11 anaphase promoting complex subunit 11 homolog (yeast)
Exons: 2
Coding region: 391-645 (84 amino acids)
Biological process (GO): anaphase-promoting complex-dependent catabolic process; positive regulation of mitotic metaphase/anaphase transition; protein ubiquitination
Cellular component (GO): anaphase-promoting complex; nucleus
Molecular function (GO): ubiquitin protein ligase activity; cullin family protein binding; zinc ion binding
Source: RefSeq, a predicted model, not a curated record
AACUCAACGUUGAACGAAGGAGACACACCCAUAGUGCUGGCAGCUGGUUCAGCAACUUCCUGCCCUGCUCUCAGUGACCCCCCUCCAGCCAACAGAGCAUGGACCCGCCAAUCAGGGAGAGGCGCUCAUCACCCAAUCAAGCGGCGAAGAAGAAAUGAAACCGACCAAAAACUCCCUCAGUAGCGCUAUAAAGAACAUAAUUUUCCCUGUUAGUUUAUAAAAGGUUGUUUUUAAGAGAUCAACGUCACCGUACAACACAGCGGUUGCGUGUCCAAACCCGACUGUUGAGUGAGAACCAACGGUUGAAGCGCCCGGUGUCUCCGACUCCCUGGUCCGCCGCGCCCAUCUUUCACCGGUCCCCGGUUUUUAGUUCCGGCCUCGGUCGCCGCCAUGCGGGUGAAGGUGAAGCGCUGGAACGCCAUCGCCACUUGGUUUUGGGUGGCGAACGAUGAGAAUUGUGGCAUUUGCCGGACGGCGUUUAAUGGCUGCUGUCCAGACUGUAAGGUUCCAGGAGAUGACUGCCCAUUGGUUUGGGGCCAGUGCUCUCAUUGCUUUCACAUGCACUGUAUCCUGAAAUGGCUGAAUUCUCAGCAGGUACAGCAGCAUUGUCCGAUGUGUCGACAAGAGUGGAAGUUCAAGGAGUGACAAGUUGCUGAAGAAAUUGAAUGAGGAAUCCUACAAGCUUUGGUUCUCAACAAAAAGAGAAAAAUAAUCAUGAACUUAGGCAUGUUACCAGGAGAUUAAGGCAUGCUUAAUACGUAACAUAAUGUAAAUAUUACAAAGUGAUGUAAAGCUAGAAUAACAAAUCUACAUUAUAGUUGGAAAGACAGAUGAGCAACCGGAUGCCUGAUUUACAUGAGAAACCAAUGUGAUAAUCUUGAUUCCCAACUAUAUUCAUGAGCAAUUGAUGAAGUAAAUAUCUUCUUUCAUAUAUGUUACUGUAUUGCUUUGUGUUUUUGAUUCUCAAACUUAUGGAUGUAAUUUUGAAAAUGGACAAUUCCUAUGAGAAAGCUGGGAAACUGUUGGUUGCACCUUUGGCAAAAUAAUGUGCUGAGGGAGAAAUUAUUGCAUUUAUGCAUUCCAAAGUUGGACAAUGAGUUUUUUGGUUACGUGGAGUACUUAAAUACUGCUUUUAAAUGCUGUGCAGAAUUUGACUUGUCAUUUCAGACUACCGUGCCCGACUGGUGCAUUCUGAAAGAACUAUCAAACCCAGUCACUUCAAUUUUUUCUUCCCUUUUCAAAAAGAAAUAACACUUCUUGUUCUGACAGUGCAUUUUAUGGCUUAACGAUUUUCUCUAUAAAUAACAGCUUAAAUGAAACUCUUCUCUGGAACCCCGAGUGAGAGUUAAUAGCCAAUGACUUCCUGCUCAUGAUACAUAAUUCUGCACUCCUGUACUAUUCAGUUGUCACAUGGUGCUCAUGUUCUGUUUGUAAAAAAAAAUGUUUCCACAAGAUCAAGUUCUUGAGUACAUACUUCCACAUGUAAAGAGUUGUAAGUGGAAACUUACCAUUGAUUA